AGUCUACAUAUCGUCACCAAGCUACCAUUGAUGAUGAAGUGGUUUCCAUGGAGAUACUAGAUACAGCUGGUCAGGAGGAUGCUAUUCAGAAAGAAGGACAUGUGCGAUGGGGUGAAGGCUUCGUGCUGGUUUACGACAUCACAGACAGAGGCAGCUUUGAGGAAGUGCUGCCACUUAAGAACUUGUUGGAUGAAGUUAAAAAACCCAAAAAUGUCACCCUGAUUCUGGUGGGGAACAAAGCAGACUUGGAUCACUCCAGGCAGGUCAGCACAGAGGAAGGUGAAAAGCUGGCCACAGAACUAGCAUGUGCUUUUUAUGAGUGCUCUGCUUGCACAGGAGAGGGCAACAUUAUGGAGGCCUUCUAUGAGCUCUGUCGUGAGGUACGGCGUCGAAAGAUGGUGCAGGGCAAGACUCGGAGACGAAGCUCCACCACCCACGUCAAGCAGGCAAUUAAUAAGAUGCUUACCAAAAUCAGCAGCUAAAAAGAGCUGUACUAAGCCAGAGAAGCAGAGCACAUUUAAUUAAAAAUGGUCAAAGCUUUGCAAUUAAAAAAAUAGAAAAGACAAACCACACCACUUUUUUGAGUAACACAGGGUCAGACUUUUUUCCUGUUUCAAGAUGUAUUUAGCCACACUGCUUCUGGCUAAUGUGGGG
Molecule: messenger RNA, 654 nt
Organism: Phaethon lepturus (White-tailed tropicbird)
Lineage: Eukaryota; Metazoa; Chordata; Aves; Phaethontiformes; Phaethontidae
Gene: RERG
Product: RAS-like, estrogen-regulated, growth inhibitor
Exons: 3
Molecular function (GO): GTPase activity; GTP binding
Source: RefSeq, a predicted model, not a curated record